UUACUCGUCUAUGGCGUCAACUUGAUACGUUUGAGGUUCAUAACUGGAAUUGUGUUACAGAUGGUUUGUUGUAUAAAAAGAUUGUCGAAGGGAAACGUGUGUUUAAAUUUUUGUUAGGUUUGAACAAAAAUCUUGAUGAAAUCAGAGGAAGAAUCAUGGGAGUAAAACCUCUACCUAGCCUCAGAGAGGCAUUCUCUGAAGUGCGUCGCGAAGAAAGUCGGAAAAAUCUCAUGAUGGGAUCCCAUCAACAACUGAAUAUGGCAGAAAGCUCGGCUCUUAAGACUCAAUUCGCUCCUUUUGACAACCGUCAAAAAAUUAAAGGAGGUAGACCUUGGUGUGAUCAUUGCAGAAAGCCGGGACACUCAAGAGAAACUUGCUGGAAGAUUCAUGGAAAGCCAGUAGAUUGGAAGCCACGUCAACCACUUGAGAAAGAAGGACGAGGCAAUCAUGUGGCUACCGAUGAACAAUCGCCACAACCUGAAGCUAGCCCUUUUAAUAAGGAGCAAAUGGAGAUGCUUCAGAAACUACUGUCUCCUCUUUUGUCAGUACAGUCACAAACUGGCUCAUCUUCCAACCAGCUCAUUGGUUCCGGAACCUUGGCUCACAAAGGAUUUGGAUUCGGGGAAGACGAUUGGCAAUGCUGAGGAAUGCUCUGGACUCUACAUCCUUAAGGAGCUCCAUGAUCCACAAGAACAACCUCAAAUGGCAGUUGGUAGUAAUUCUUUUUCGGUUUCAUGUCAAAAUAACGAUAGUGCAAUUAUGUUGUGGCACUAUCGCUUAGGUCAUCCAAAUGUUAUGUAUCUCAAGCAUUUAUUUCCUUCAUUAUUUCAUAAAAAUCCAAAAUCCUUUGAGUGCGAAAUCUGUCAAUUAUCAAAGCAAGUCCGGUCUCAUUUUCCCAUUCAACCCUAUAAAGAGUCUAGUCCAUUCUCAAUGAUUCAUAGCGAUAUCUGGGGUCCGUCAAGAAUAAAAGAUGUAACUGGUACUAGGUGGUUUGUCUCAUUCAUAGAUGAUCACACUAGAUUAACUUGGGUAUUCCUCAUGAAAGAAAAAUCUGAAACGAGUCAAAUUUUCAAAAAUUUUAAAAAUAUGAUUCAGACCCAAUUCCAGUCAAAAAUACAAAUUCUAAAGUCUGAUAAUGCUAGGGAUUAUUUCAACUCCAUUCUAGGAGAAUUUCUAGCACAAGAAGGGAUAGUUCACUUAAGUUCAUGUGUUGAUACCCCACAACAAAACGGAAUCGCUGAAAGGAAAAAUAGGCAUUUGUUAGAGGUGGCUAGAUCACUAAUGUUCUCCAUGAAUGUUCCAAAAUUAUUCUGGGGGCAAGCUGUCCUUACGGCAGCCUACCUCAUCAAUAGGAUGCCGUCUAGGGUACUAAAAUUCCAAACACCUUGUCAAACACUCCUAAAAUCCUUUCCGACUACUCGUCUCAUCUCCACCGUCCCACCCAAAAUUUUCGGGUGCUCUGUUUUUGUU
Vitis riparia (riverbank grape) is the source of this 1470-nucleotide messenger RNA. RefSeq lists its product as uncharacterized. The transcript has 2 exons. Bases 156 to 644 code for a protein of 162 amino acids. Lineage: Eukaryota; Viridiplantae; Streptophyta; Magnoliopsida; Vitales; Vitaceae. The record is from RefSeq and is a predicted model, not a curated record.